Messenger RNA from Aspergillus glaucus CBS 516.65, 372 nucleotides. RefSeq lists its product as uncharacterized. The transcript is spliced from 2 exons. NCBI's taxonomy places the organism in Eukaryota, Fungi, Ascomycota, Eurotiomycetes, Eurotiales, Aspergillaceae. The coding region runs from base 1 to 372 and encodes 123 amino acids. The record is from RefSeq and is a predicted model, not a curated record.
AUGACAACAACAACCAGACCCCCAAGACCUGGAGGACAGGAAUGGCAGGAGGUCACCAAAAAGAAGCCGAAGAACCGACAAGCGGUCGCUGUAGCUAGCCAGCCUGAUCCAAUAAAACUCAAGCCAGCCAAGGACAGCCCCAAGGAGGCACGGAGACUACUAUUUCGCCGUGAGGGAGGCAAGGCCGCCCCAAGGUCAGAGAGGGAGGAUAUCAUUCUGGCCAUCAACCGAGCAGUAGCAAAGGAACGUUUCCCAGUGUUUAUCUGGGUGGUGGAUACAGGAUAUACCAAUACUGGAGCGAUCACGAUUCUCCUGGAGAAAGGCACCCUGGGCUCUAUGCUCCUACCUGACUCUGGCUCGCGAAGAGAUUGA